Molecule: messenger RNA, 1376 nt
Organism: Corticium candelabrum
Lineage: Eukaryota; Metazoa; Porifera; Homoscleromorpha; Homosclerophorida; Plakinidae
Exons: 6
Coding region: 118-1245 (375 amino acids)
Molecular function (GO): calcium ion binding
Source: RefSeq, a predicted model, not a curated record
CGAUACACUGCACCUCAAACGAGUAUUGCUGCACUCAAAAUUGUGGGAUACCAGAGUCCAUCGUACACCAUCAGUUGUCUGGCAGAUGCCGACAGUUUGCACUUUCUCGAUCUCGAAAUGACGUGGGUGUUCAAGAGGUACGAUCGCAAUUCGUCUGAUGGAUAUGCGCUUAAAGCCGUGAGAUUUCCGUCGUCCGAUGCGAGUCCAAACGGAAUCCAAAUCAUCGCUCAUGUCCUUGCGAUGUCCAAAUUUACAAUUGGGACGCCAUCUCGUAAACUAGAAGGACUCUAUUACUGCGAAUGGACAACAAAAACGUUUGUACAUCGUUCACCAGCUAUCGAUCUUCGACUAACCGAUGAGAAUCCCUGUGUGAAACCUGUAUUAUGGCGAAAGCUAUGCCACCAAGAAGCCGUGUGUGUUUAUAAAAAUUUUAUGCUUGGUUGUAAAUGCAAACGUGGAUUUAUUGGAGAUGGAAAAGUCUGCACAGAACUCAACGAAUGUCGCGCAAAAACCUUUCGCUGCCCAAGCGAUACUGUGUGUAUAAACACGCACGGCAGCUACAGAUGUAAAUGCUUCGAUGGCCGCCAGUACAACAGCAAGAGCAGACGUUGUGAAGGUGGUUCUUCUUCUUCUACCGACGCCAACAACCAUCGUUCAUCGAUUCACCAGUCAGCACAGAGUGCUGUCAGUAACCAGAAAGCACAGAGUGCUGUCAGUAACCAGAAAACACAGAGUGCUGUCAGAAACCAGAAAGCACAGAGUGCUGUCAGUAACCAGAAAACACAGAGUGCUGUCAGUAACCAGAAAGCACAGAGUGCUGUCAGUAACCAGAAAACACAUGAGAAGUUGGAUCAGAUGGCUGCUAACAAUGAAACGGCGUCGAGCUCAAAAGGAGGUUCAUCGUCAGCAGGUCUCAUUGCUGGUGUUAUCACGGGCAUAGGGGUCGUUGGUGCAGCAGUGGGUACGACAGUAUAUUGCCUAGUACGACGACCCCGUGCUAGGGUUGUACUAAAGGAGCUAUUGUGCAGGGUCGUACAAAGUCUAAAGACGAUAGUCAACAAGAAAAAACAGAGCAAUGACAAGAAACAGACAGCAGAGCCGAAAAGAAAGAAAAAAAAAAAAAGGAGACCGGGCGCUCUUCACAAACCACACGAUGUAAAAGCAACACGAGAUGAAAAACGUUUACUGCGAAACGAUGUCGACGACGAUAGUAAACAACGUCCUCUCGUGGAAGACAAUGCCUAGACUCGUAAUCUGCACCUGUUGGAAACUCUACGUAAUGCUCAACAAAUAAGUGUAACGCUGUAGCUUUAUCUAUCUAUAGAGUGCAUGCAAGUCACAAAGAGCGUUCAUGUUGAUAUUUUGAAAUUUCUGUC